Magnolia sinica is the source of this 1818-nucleotide messenger RNA. RefSeq names its product aluminum-activated malate transporter 12-like. Gene Ontology annotation, cellular component: plant-type vacuole membrane. NCBI's taxonomy places the organism in Eukaryota, Viridiplantae, Streptophyta, Magnoliopsida, Magnoliales, Magnoliaceae. The transcript is spliced from 6 exons. Gene Ontology annotation, biological process: malate transport. Bases 146 to 1720 code for a protein of 524 amino acids. The record is from RefSeq and is a predicted model, not a curated record.
UGUUCUCUUUGUUACAUCGCGCUUAAACAACAAAUCCCUCUCAUUAACAUUAUUAUUAUAUAUUCCAUUACACAUAGUGCUCUAUGCUAAUAUUCUCUGUUUUCCUAUCUCUUCUUUGAUCCAACCUUAGUAUCCUUGCCUUCCCAUGGCUGAAAACCAAUUUCCAGACGAACGCGGCCAUGUACAGGCUAAUGGGUGUUCUCGAUUGGAUAAGCUCAAGAGAUUUCCGAAACGUGCAUGGGAAAAGCUAUGGCAAGUUGGCAGGGACGAUCCACGACGGGUCAUUCAUUCACUGAAAGUCGGGACGGCCUUGACAUUGGUUUCUUUGUUGUAUCUCAUGGAGCCAUUGUUCAAAGGGAUUGGCCAGAGUGCGAUUUGGGCUGUCAUGACUGUGGUUGUAGUGAUGGAAUUCACUGCAGGUGCGACUCUGUGCAAGGGAUUAAACAGAGGAUUAGGAACACUGUGCGCGGGCUCAUUGGCGUUCUUGAUCGAAUUUGUUGCUAAUAAGUCAGGACGAGUCUUUCGUGGCGUCUUCAUUGGAAUUGCAGUUUUUAUAAUAGGUACUGGAUCUACAUAUGUGAGAUUCAUCCCCUUCAUAAAGAAACAAUAUGAUUAUGGUGUUGUAAUUUUUCUUCUAACCUUCAACCUGAUAACGGUAUCUAGUUACCGGGUCCACAAUGUUUUGCACAUCGCACAUGAUCGGUUUUUCACCAUUGCCAUCGGUUGCGCUAUCUGCCUUUUCAUGAGUCUCUUGAUUUUUCCUAAUUGGUCCGGCGAGGAAUUCCACAAGUCGACUGUGUCUAGGAUUGAAGGAUUAGCCAUUUCCAUUGGAGCUUGCGUCAAAGAUUAUUUCGAAGAGGCAGAGGAUGAAUCUGUAAGAAGCAAUGCGUCCAAGGAUCCCAUCUAUCAGGCUUACAGAGCAGUUCUAGACACCAAAUCAAACGAUGAGACUUUAGCACUGUUCGCUAGCUGGGAGCCAAGGCAUUCGAUACACUGCCACCGCUACCCAUGGCAACAAUAUGUGAAAUUGGGAGCCGCUCUACGCCAUUUUGGAUACACCGCCAUAGCUCUACAUGGCUGCCUAGAAUCCGAAAUUCAGACACCACGUUCCGUCCGAGCCCUGUUCAGGGACCCAUGCAUCCGAGUCGCCGACGAAGUAUCGAAGGUACUCCUCCAACUUGCAAAUGGCUUGCGGAACCGCCGUCAUUGCUCUCCAGAGGUACUUUCCGACCGCCUCCACAAGGCCUUGCAAGACCUCAACUCAAAGAUCAAAUCCCAACCACGGCUCUUCCUCGGUUCCAACCACAUCCAAGCCAACAACAUGCUCGCAGUCGCAGCCGCGGCUGCUGAGAGGAGACAUGAUAAGGACGCGGGAGUCACCCUUUCGUCCGUCAAGACGGAUUCAUCAGCAUUACUCGAGUGGCGGACGAAGAGGGUAGGCGACAAAUCAUUCUCCGAGCGGAAGGUAUUACGACCCCAAUUGAGCAAGAUCGCGAUCACUAGCCUUGAAUUCUCGGAAGCGCUCCCGUUCGCCGCAUUCGCUUCAUUGCUAGUAGAGAGUGUAGUGAGGCUUGAGCUUGUGAUUGAAGAAGUAGAAGAGUUAGGGAAGGUUGCUUGCUUCAAGGAGUACGUGGAGCAACCCGACAGAGAAAUGUUCGUACCGACUCGCCAGAGGAUGGAGCCCAAUCAUUCCAACGAUCUUGUCGCGAACGACGUCUAGUAGCCACAGUGCUACAUUCUCUGAAAGAUUUCCGUUGGAUGGUAACGGUCAAAUACAAUCGGCUGUUUGGACCUUAAUAAAUUUUGGAAGUAUAUAUA